CAGAACUAGAACUAAUAAAAUCUGGACCCGAUUUCACUGUUCCAAGUUCCAACACUUAAAACGGUUAAACACUUCUCUCUCCGGUCUUUAUGGUCUUCACUGCCAUUUCUAAGUAAUUUCAAAAUCCCAGCAUAGAUCACAGAUCAGAACCAGAUGUUGCCUUCCCCAAGCUGUGACUGAAUCAAAGAUGAGAGGAACCAUUGGUACCUCCCCCAGCCCCAUCGAAGCCAGGCACCGGCUCUCUUCAACCAAUGAAGACACAAACAAAAGAAGAUCUUUAAGAAGUAAAGUUGGUGAGAAGUCCUUCCAUAUCCCCAGCCAAUAUAGGAAUUUAAAUUGCAAGUUCCUUACUCUGAAACUUGUGUUGAUCAUUAUCGUUUUGGGGACAUUUUUGACACUCCUCCUCUCUCCAGCAGUUUAUAACACAGAUCAUCCAUCCAGUUCUGGAUCUCGGCCAAGUUUUGUAGACCGAUGGAUAGGGGAAAAAUCUUCUGCAGAUCAACGUUAUGUAUCAUUUUUAGAUAUUAAUUGGGAACAAAUCUCAAAAAUAGUUGAGAAACUGACCGACCGGAAUGAGUAUCAGGGAAUAGGUUUGUUAAACUUCAAUGAAAGUGAAAUUGAUCAGUGGAAACAGUUGAUACCGGAUGCAGAGCAUGUUGUUCUGCACCUGGAUUAUGUGUCAAACAAUGUAACUUGGGAUUCCCUAUACCCUGAAUGGAUCGAUGAGGAAGGGGAAUUUGAGGUUCCCACUUGUCCUAGUUUACCAAAGCUUCAGGUCCCUGGAAAACCACGGAUAGAUCUCAUUGCUGUCAAGCUUCCUUGCAAUAAGUCGGGGGAUUGGUCAAGAGAUGUGGCUAGUUUACAGUUGCAACUGGCAGCAGCUAGGCUUGCUGCCACUGCCAAAGGGUAUCAUCCAGUGCGGGUAAUUUUGGUGACUGACUGCUUUCCACUUCCAAAUCUUUUUACUUGCAAAGACCUUGUUGUUCAUGAAGGCAACGCAUGGCUGUACGAACCCAACCUUAACGCACUCAGAGAAAAGCUCCAGCUCCCAGUUGGAUCUUGUGAACUAGCAGUUCCACUCCAGGCUAAAGAGCACUGGUACUCAGGGAAUGCACGCCGAGAGGCAUAUGCAACAAUCCUGCACUCAGCACAUGUAUAUGUCUGUGGGGCGAUUGCUGCAGCCCAGAGUAUUCGCAUGGCUGGUUCAACUCGAGAUCUUGUGAUACUUGUUGAUGAUACAAUCAGCAAUUAUCACAGAGGAGGCUUGGAGGCUGCAGGUUGGAAAAUCCAUACCAUUCAAAGAAUCAGAAACCCAAAAGCUGAAAGGGAUGCCUACAAUGAAUGGAACUACAGCAAAUUCCGUCUCUGGCAGUUGACAGAUUAUGACAAGAUUAUUUUUAUAGAUGCUGACAUGCUUGUUCUUAGGAAUAUUGAUUUCCUAUUCGAGAUGCCAGAAAUAUCUGCCACCGGAAAUAAUGGUACGCUGUUUAAUUCAGGUGUGAUGGUUGUCGAACCAUCGAAUUGUACAUUCCAGCUGCUUAUGGAUCACAUUAACGAGAUUGAGUCUUACAAUGGUGGGGACCAGGGUUAUUUGAAUGAAAUCUUCACAUGGUGGCAUCGCAUUCCGAAACACAUGAACUUCUUGAAGCACUUUUGGGAAGGGGAUGAGCAGGAGAAGAAAGAGACGAAAAUACGUCUCUUUGGAGCUGAUCCUCCAGUCCUUUACGUACUCCAUUAUUUGGGUUUGAAACCAUGGCUAUGCUUCCGUGACUAUGACUGCAACUGGAAUGUAGACAGAUUGCAGGAGUUUGCGAGUGAUGUUGCACAUAAACGGUGGUGGAAGAUCCAUGAUGCAAUGCCUGAUAACUUACAAAAGUUCUGCUUGCUUAGGUCCAAGCAGAAGGCAGCAUUGGAGUGGGAUCGAAGACAAGCUGAGAAAGCAAAUUUCACAGAUGGUCAUUGGAAGAUUAACAUUAAAGAUCCGCGUUUGAAGACUUGCUUCGAGGAUUUUUGCUUCUGGGAGAGCAUGCUAUGGCACUGGGGUGAAACAAAUUGGACAGAGAAUGCAACUGCUACACCAGCUGCACCUGGAAUUCCUACAACAUCACUCCCUUCCUUGUGACUUACUAGGUUUUUCUCCAAAACUUCCAGCUUUCCAUCUGUAGAUGACUCGGAAUUCAGUAGUUUUACAGUUUUAAUCAUUGCUAUAGUGAAAUGUAUUUCCCUUAACUCCUCCUUGUAGCCAGUUUUAUAGAACUUCCAUAUAAUUUAUUUUUCAUCCAUUCUGCACUCUUGAUGUCAUUGAUUAUUACACCUUUUGUGCUUUUGAGAUACAA
Molecule: messenger RNA, 2336 nt
Organism: Cornus florida
Lineage: Eukaryota; Viridiplantae; Streptophyta; Magnoliopsida; Cornales; Cornaceae
Product: putative UDP-glucuronate:xylan alpha-glucuronosyltransferase 3
Exons: 5
Coding region: 188-2122 (644 amino acids)
Biological process (GO): xylan biosynthetic process
Molecular function (GO): glycosyltransferase activity
Source: RefSeq, a predicted model, not a curated record